AUGAGAGAGCUCUCUCUUUCUAACCCUCCUCCGUACUACCCCACCGUACGCACAAAACGGGAAUUGGUGCGUCCUUUUCCUACUCGUACCCCCCCUUUCAUUCCUGCAGAUGCGCUCGUAGAAUGGGGGGGGCGUAUUUUCUUCUUCGGGGGAUUUGUGCGGACUGAUGAUCUACUUUACUGCGCUGGACUGGGCUGGGCUGGGCUGGGCCCCGGAUGGAAUUGGUUUUGCUGACUUUAUAUGAUAACUGUUGCUUUUUUUUUUGUUUUUACCUUGUUUCUUUUGUUGCUCUGGGGCAGCAUACAGUAGGCUACUCGUUCCAUUCGAGUUGAUGAGGACGGAUGCAUCGAUGGAGGUUCCCGUUCCGCUAGAUCGCUGCGAUUCUUAUUCACCCUACCGGUAUCCCUCUGUUAUGAUGCUGUAAAUUUUGUGAUUGGAGGGGAGGGGGCUUGUUUUCCGGUUCGACUCACAUUCACAUUUGCCAUACCGUACCGGUAUGCUGCUGGCCGUCCCCGGUUUUGCAUCCUGACGGGCUGUUGCUGCCCCCCAGCUACUCGUAGCUACUUAGUAUUAAUACGGCAGCGCAGUGCUGUGCAGGUCACUCGGAGAUCAAGGUCAAGUGAAAAAGAAAAAAAAAA
Tuber melanosporum (Perigord truffle) is the source of this 638-nucleotide messenger RNA. RefSeq lists its product as uncharacterized. The record is from RefSeq and is a predicted model, not a curated record. The transcript has a single exon. Lineage: Eukaryota; Fungi; Ascomycota; Pezizomycetes; Pezizales; Tuberaceae. Bases 1 to 234 code for a protein of 77 amino acids.